Molecule: messenger RNA, 2112 nt
Organism: Macrobrachium nipponense
Lineage: Eukaryota; Metazoa; Arthropoda; Malacostraca; Decapoda; Palaemonidae
Exons: 11
Source: RefSeq, a predicted model, not a curated record
AUGGCCGGGAGACCGACACGUGCUGGGGACUUGGAGUGCGAAUAUGGGUGUAUGACCAGGGUGUAUGCCAAGAGUGCGCUGACAAAAGAAGGGAAAUUCACUCCAACGUCGUCAGGUAGGGUCCAGAGAUGCAGCCACGAGAGGCACAAGGGGGCAGCCCCGCAGAUACGAGGAGAUUCGGACUGGCGGAAUGGGCGUGUGGCGACUGAUCAGAAUCCAAGUGAGGCUCAUUUGCGCUUCGUCCCAGGAUUCUCACGCAGUCCUUCUCUAACUCCUUCUCAUCCUCCUCCAACUCCUCCUUCUCCAACUCCUUCUCAUCUUCCUCCAACUUCUCCUUCUCCAACUCCUUCUCAUCCUCCUCCAACUCCUCCUCCAACCUUCCAUCUCUCAACACUGCGCUUCUCCAACUCCUUCUCAUCUUCCUCCAACUCCUCCUUCUGCAACUCCUUCUCAUCUUCCUCCAACUUCUCCUUCUCCAACUCCUUCUCAUUUCCUCAACUCUCUUCUCCAACUCCUUCUCACCUCUCUCCAAAUCCUCCUCUCAACUCCUUCUUCAUCCCCGUCAACUCCUACGUCUUCCAACUUCCGUUAAUCAUCCUUCCUCCAACUCCUCCUCCUCCAACUCCAUCUCAUCCUCCUCCAACUCCUUCUCAUCCUCCUCCAACUCCUCCUUCUCCAACUCCUUCUCAUCUUCCCCAACCCUCUCCUCCAAACUCCAUUAUAAUCUUCCUCCAACCUUCUCCCAAGUGGACUUCCUCCAACUUCUCCUUCUCCAACUCCUUCUCAUCCUCCUCCAACUCCUCCUUCUCCAACUCCUUCUCAUCCUCCUCCAACUCCUCCUUCUCCAACUCCUUCUCAUCUUCCUCCAACUCCUCCUUCCUUCCCCAACUCCAUUCCUCAUCUUCCCUCCAACUUCCUUCUUCAAUCUCACCUCCAACUCCAUUCCUUCCUCCUCCAACUCCUUCUCAUCUUCCUCCAACUCCUCCUUCUCCAACUCCUUCUCAUCUUCCUCCAACUUCUCCUUCUCCAACUCCUUCUCAUCUUCCUCCAACUUCUCCUUCUCCAACUCCUUCUCAUCUUCCUCCAACUCCUCCUUCUCCAACUCCUUCUCAUCUUCCUCCAACUCCUCCUUCUCCAACUCCUUCUCAUCUUCCUCCAACUUCUCCUCCUCCAACUCCUUCUCAUUUUCCCUCAAAUCCUUCUCCAAACUCUUCCUCCAAUCCUUCCUUCCAAAUCUCCCCUUCUCCAACCAACCUUCCUUCAUCCUCCUCCAACUCCUCCUUCUCCAACUCCUUCUCAUCUUCCUCCAACUCCUCCUUCUCCAACUCCUUCUCAUCUUCCUCCACUCUCCUUCUCACUCCUUCUCCUUCCUUAACUCCAACUCCUCCUUCUCCAACCUUCCUCCAAUCUAUCGUAGUAGCCAUCUUGCUUGUGAAAGUGACCAGAUUUCAGUAUGGGGUGAAGGAGGAGGUUGGAGAGAAAGGGAAGAUGAUGAAUGGAAGAGGGAAGGGAGAGGGUGGUGGGGAGGAGAAGGGGAGGCGGAGAGGAGGGAGGGGAGAGACCGUCAUGCAUCCUUUCUCCUCUUUCUCUCAGCCCCUCUGUCAGCCCUCCUCUUCCUCAUGUAUCAGCAUCACCACCAUCAUGACCACCAUCAUCAUUAUCAUCAUCAUCAAGGGGAUGAAGACAGAGAAUUUGGAGGUUCCAGUUGGAGUAAAAGGAAGUGUGGAGGAUUUUGAGGGAGUGGGAAAAAUUGGAGAGGGAUGGAGUAUUUCCCCCCUCUUCCCUUUCCCCUAACCCCUUUCCCCAUCCCUCACCCCUUCCCUGUUACUCCUCCUUCCACCUCCCUUACCUCAUUCUCUCACCCCUUCCCCUUUUACUUCUCCUUCCCCCGCCCUUACCUUAUCCCCUCUCCCUUCCCCAACCUUUUCCCUUCCCCUUUCCAUUCCCCCUCACCUUCAAACUCUCCUCCCAAUUCUAACUCCCAACGCAAUUUCCCCCCCCCCACCAGGAAAAGGAGAAGAGGAGGAGGAGGAGGAGGGGGUGAGUAAGGAGCAGGUGGAGGAGAGAGAGAGGGAGAGAGAGAGAGAGAGAGAGAGAGAGAGGAGAAGAUAA